Molecule: messenger RNA, 2232 nt
Organism: Platichthys flesus (European flounder)
Lineage: Eukaryota; Metazoa; Chordata; Actinopteri; Pleuronectiformes; Pleuronectidae
Exons: 2
Coding region: 1-2088 (695 amino acids)
Biological process (GO): positive regulation of cell size; positive regulation of translation
Source: RefSeq, a predicted model, not a curated record
AUGUUCUCUGACAGCAGGGCUCCAGCGCCUGGGGAGCAGAAAGGCUUCAAGCCGCACGCCCCUCACUUCAUCCCAUGGCUGCGCAAUAGUCUGAAGUCCCACCACAGCAGUGACCUGGGGCUCAACAGGCCACAGAAACCCAACCCUGAAGCCCCCGGCAGCCUGACCCCACUGGAGAAAGCCAAGGGGAUCGGGUUCUUCUCCUUCCCAGGAAAGGGCCGUACAAAGAAGGGGGACUUGCGGUGCAAUGGCGUGGGGAUGGCGAAGAUGCUCCCGGUGGUGCUGAGGGGGCCCCACAUCCUGCCAGGGAGUCAGGGGAAGCAGAGGGAGGAGAGUCCUGUUAGGUGGAACCAAUCUCCAGAUUUAGACCCAGACCCCAACGCACAAAUCAGCCCAGGGGAUGGGCCAAAGAGUCCGGUCAACAGCUUUACUUCUGCCAAGGAGAACCACACAUUGGUGAGGAACCACAGUGGUCAGCUGAGCCUCCUUCACUCACAGAAUGACAGGACCAGCACCACAGCGAAGAGAUAUGGGCCACUGGUGGUACCCCCUCCGGUUCCUGUUCCCGCACAGCUCGCUGAGGACCUGAACUGUGAGGUGCCUGUCGUGCUGUGUAUGGAGGACAGGAGGGAGAAGGUAUGGGACUAUGCCAGCCAAACCACUUACCGCCAGAGAGACCUGCACUCAUCCAGCUGGGUCAGCCCGGAUACUCAGGGACUUAUCGAGAGGCAGCACGGAUUCAGCUCCAGCUUCAGCUACAUCAAACAACAGAGCAGGAACUCCCAGAGCCACAGAGACCUGACAGCGCUGAGAGCACCACCUGUGGAAGGCUUCAACGGGCCCCUUAAUGGGAUCAUCUUCUCUGCCGAGGUCCCUCAGAGGGGCCAGGGUUGCACCACGGUGCAACGUCGCCCCAGGAAACCCAGGCCGGUGUCGGAGCACAUUGCCGUCCUGGGCCAGAAGCAGACGCCACUCAGGCGCAGACCAAAGAGUGAAGGGGAGCCGGGGAGGAAGGAGGCGGGCUGCAGCAGGAAGGCAGUUCGAAAUCAGAUCAAACGAGUGGUGUUCAACCUGGAGCAGGUGCUAACAGCGCUGAGGGACGUGCACCAGGAAAUGAGAGAGGUGGUGCAGCAGAUCGACCAUCUAACCUCGUCCAUCGAUCUUAACGAGGAGGAGCAGGGCCCGAGAGGAGGCGACCGGGCCGAGCCUCCCAGCGACAGCAGCUCCAGCUCAGACUCAGAGGUGACAAUAUGCAGCACCCGUCAGAGGCCCUCAGAGCCUGGAGAGCAGCCAGGAAACACUGACUCAUCUGGCACCCUCAGGAGAGGUCACCAUGGCAGGGGCCAGUCUCCAUCCAGUGUGCAGCUGUGCCCGGUGUCCUCAUCCGAGAGGAGUCGGACUCUGCGCUUCGCCUGUACCCUUGGGUCUUCUCCCAGAAAAGGUGGACUGCUGCCGUACAGCAAUAACCCCCCUUCAUCUGGGCCAAGUCAACUGCAGAACCUCUCCCCCCAUGACCUUACGCUGCCUCACCAAAGAAACCUCCCUGUCCGCCCUCCCACUCCUGGUCUCUCCCCUCUCACAGUAAACCUCCAUCCCUCCAGAAGCCCAGUUUCUCGGCCUCAAUCCCCAGGUCCUUCGUCCUUCAUCCGGGUCAGCUCUGUCUCCCCUCCCUCCCCGCUGUCUCCAAAGCCUCACCCACCCCCUGCCCUCAGCCCGUCUGUCAUCAUCGAGACCAAAGUAGGUUCUUACCAGACCCCACAACGCGACCACCCAUGUGCUGGCUCGCUCCCUCCAUCAUCGGCCCAGCCUCCAUCUGCCAGCUGCCCAGCCACAGACUCACAAACUCAAACGGCGACCAGCGUUGAGAGAGAGAAGCGAGCGUCCUCGGCAGGACCUGUUCAUGCAAAGUCCCAGGUGUGCAUUGCCUCUGCAGCCACGGCUAAACCGUCAAUGGUGCAAGGUCGCCGAGGUCGCAAACCGCCACCUUACCCCCACCACAGACUCUCUGACCACACAGAGAAAGUGAAGGAGACCCGCAAAGCUCCGCCGUAUCCAGAGAAAAGAAAGCUGCUCUCGACCACAGUGUGAGACGAGCAGCAGGAGUGGGAGGCCGAUCAAACUGAGCCACAUUCAAAGCGCCAGCCACGGGGCCUGCAGGAGUGAGGAGUGAUUUAAGGGCUCGCCAAGUUAAACUAAGACCAAGUUUCCAAGGUGACAGGACAGAGAUGCAAC